Paramecium octaurelia is the source of this 210-nucleotide messenger RNA. The record is from the annotation of a GenBank genome assembly. NCBI's taxonomy places the organism in Eukaryota, Ciliophora, Oligohymenophorea, Peniculida, Parameciidae.
CUCUUGUAUAUGAAUAGUGAUUUGCUCAAUCAUAAGACUCAAUAUUUAUAUGUAUUUCAUUGCAUUUAGAGUAUCUAUAUAUAUAUAUAAGGAUAAUUUUAAUUUUUAUUUCUCACACAGUUUAUAAUUCAUAAAUUCCAAGCACAUGAAUCAAUGCAUAAAUUAAAUUGCAAAUUAAAAGUUUGAAAUUUAGAAAGUAGGAAACAACCA